This is a messenger RNA of Adineta ricciae, 537 nucleotides long. The record is from the annotation of a GenBank genome assembly. NCBI's taxonomy places the organism in Eukaryota, Metazoa, Rotifera, Eurotatoria, Adinetida, Adinetidae.
AUGCACGAUCAAUGGUAUUUCGGAAGUGAACAGAUUCCAGAUGGACUGUAUUUGAUCGAAGUUCUCCAGUCGGGCAAAUUUGUCACGUUUUCACCGGAACGUUCGACAUUAGUGCAGCAAGAUCAAAAUCUUGAAAACGAUGGUGAAUCACAAAUCUUUGAAAUUCAGCAUAUUGGCUACCGAGAUUUUAUCAUUCGACAUCAUGUAACCGGUUUUGUGCUUACUGUUCAUAACGGUUCACCAUCACCGUGUGCGCCAGUUGUACUUUGCCGUUAUUUAGGAGCUCGUACACCAUAUCAAACAGUCAAUUUCGAACGAUCGAAUGAUCAAUCAAAUGACAUGUUAAUAUACAUUAAACAUACACGUAUGGUCCUUGAUAUCGAUGGUGGGAGUCAAAAUUCGAACGCUCGUCUCCUUCAAGUUCCAUUGAAAAAACACAAUGCCGAUCAGACCGCUCAACGAUUUCGUUUACAUCGUGUUAGUGAGAAAAUCUCGCAGCAAUUAACGCCGACAAUUCCAACUGAAUUCUUUCGUUAA